AUGGCGACCUCACCUAAGACGGUUUACAGGGAUGGAACAAAAUUAUGUUAUAUUCCUGGAACAAAUCCUCCUGAACCAUUUGUGUUGAUGCGAUAUAAGGAAGCCUCAGGAUUGGGCUAUUCAAAAAUAACCUUUUUCUUAGAGGUUCGAAAUGUGAUAGCAGACCUAAGAGAAGUCAUCGAGUCUGAUUCACACUCAGAUGAUAUUGAUGAUGAUGAUGAUAAUAGUUUUACCGCUACAGCGAGUCGACCAACAUUUGGUGAAAAUGAACUGGUGGAAAUAAGUCAAAAAUCCGAAAAAGAGCCAUGCGAAGUUACAAUGAUGGUGAACUGCCCAACAUGUGGUGGGAAAUACCCAUUUUCUGAAAUUGAAGAGCAUGCCGAUUUAUGUGCCGAUUAUUUUGUGGAACAACCAGAUCCACUUCCUGUGGACAAGGCAGUAACACCUACUCUCAAGGACCAAGGUAAGGGGCCGACCAUUUAACUUUUGAGGGGGGUGAUUUUGAAAAAAACUUUCCUGCAAGGCCAUUCUGAACAAAAAAAAAUACCUGCACUAACAAACUGAGGGAAAAUUUAUCCUGCCCCAUUAUUUGGUGGGAAAAAAAAUGUUGCAAAACAGCAUCGUUGCAGGGAUCGAUUUGACCAGUCCCAGAAGAUCAGCUGGUUUGAUUUUCAGGGACUAGUGUAAGGUUAAUUUCUUGUUGGAAAACUCCUCAAACUGCUGGAACUAGCUUAUCUGAGCUUCAAGAAAUCCAAAAUUUUCUGGGGGGCAUGCCCCCAGACCCGUCUAGCGGCUCCCACCUUUGGUGGUCGACUCGGUUGUCUCAGAAUCCUAGGUAUGGCCUGAAUUGCUGCCUUAUGGCGCAUUCUUAUUAGUUAAACCAUGCAUAAAUACGCUGCAGGUAGCUGCAGCAACACAGACUUGCCGACUGGAACUUCUCCAGGUCCCCCGCUAAAUAUGUCCCCUCCAGUUACACAUCCUUACCGGGAUGUAGCAACGGGGGGGGGGGGGGGGGGGCGCCCCCCCUCCCCAAUAAUUUGUUAAUAAUCUUUUUUUUUUCAAAAUCAUGCAGACCUUUAUCAUUUAAUCCAUGACAAACUGCAAAGAAUGAAAAUAUUACCCAUACUUUCCUGCAACUUAUACAAUAUAUAGUUAAUUAAAUAUGCCUUCGCCCAUUUAGUACUACUAAAUUGUAAAUUUCAACAUACUAAAACGCUCCAGUCUAGUGUCUUCAUCAGGGGUGAUCUAAAAUUGCAAUCGUGGCUUCUUAAAUACACAAGGGAUGACGUCACUUGCCAAUGAGAUGCAUACAUUCCUCUGGCAAAUAGGCACCGUCAUCCCUAUUAUGAUUACUCAUAUUUAUUUAGACAAGGGAAAAUCAGCUUCAGCCGAACAUGUAUGUUACACCAAACACGAGAUUGCGUGGGAAAACGCUAAAGUAAUUACCACAAACAAUCGCUAUGGUCAAAGACUUUGCCUAGAAGCGUGGCAUAUAAAUAUGAGUAAUCAUGCUUUGAAUAGGGAUGACGGUGCCUAUUUGCCAGAGGAAUAUAUGCAUCUCAUUGGCAAGUGACAUCAUCCCUUGGGUAUUUAAGAAGCCACGAUUGCAAUUUUAGAUCACCCCUGAUGAAGACACUAGACUGGAGUGUCGAUACGUUGGGUUUUGAUUACAAUUCGACUGGGCUUUGUAAUCAUUUAUUUAAACCAGAGUAGCGAGCGAAACAUGAUUGAUAUACCUGGUUGCAGUGAACGAACAAACUUUCAAUACUAAAACGCUGUUUUCUGACCAUCAGAAUUCUGUCAAAUCUUCUCCAAAGUCCCGGAAAUGGCAUUUCAGAGACUCUAAAUUUAAAAAUUUCCUCAGGCCCUGCCUUAAAAGAGGCCAAGCAAUGCAUGAAGCUAGAAAACUCAACGUUAACUAUAUAAUUAAAGAAUCUAAAUAGUAUAAGCUAUUGAAAAAAAAUGCUGCGAAAGAGAGUGGGAAAAAAAUUGUACAUGGUGUCGAAUAAUUAUUGGUGAAGAAUAAUUAUUGUAAACAAGUACAGUAUUGUUGAAUAGUCAACUUAACCCAUUGAGUGCCAGCACUCCCCAGGGACGCCGGAACAAUGUGAAGGCAACAGGGACAGAUUUUCAUGGAAGGGCACUUUUGAAUUGAUAUAUACUAAGAGAUGUUUGCCAAACAUCAGGAGUUGAACUUCGCGUAAUUAUGUUUUCUAUUUAUCGGAUGAUUGGGGUGUGAGGGGGUUCUCCGCCAGGCGAUUGUGCUAUUCUUGAAGCUCGAUGACUGCAUUUCUUGCGUUUUCUGAAGCAAAUUCGUAAAAGAAUUGCACUAAUAUUUCUGACAAUUUGCUAUUUCGCCAAGGCAAUCCUUUAAGUUGAAAGGGCAGCUUGGCCCCCCUUGCCCCUCCUAGUAAAGGGCAACGGGGACGGCUGCCCCUCCUGCCCCCAGUUCAGGCAUGCCGGACUCUCCCCCUGACAAGUAAAAUCGUCUGGCGUCAGACAGAAUAGAAUAAUCUGGCGUUAGACAAAGUAAAAUAAUGGAAGGAUUAAUUGAAUUAUUGUACAAAUUUUUUGCAGACUUGAAAUCUUGCCAGCCCUUUGGUUUUUAGUUUUGGAAGCUUUCUUUUUAGGAAAAUUCUUGUUCAUCUUGCUAACAAGAAUUUCCUUUGUUAUCCAAGGUGUUAUAUAUUUUUCUUACCAACCUUACAAGUUUUAAGCGGAGCAUGUUUAUCAAUAAUUUCAGGAAAUUUGUUCUUCCAGAUGUACUACAGUGGGUUUGGAUCAGUGUAAGAUAGUAAGAUUCAAAAUGUAUUGAAAUAAUUGUUAAAUUGUCCUUAAAAUCUCAAGAUUCAAUAAAUUGUUCCUCCCUAAGUAAGUAGUGAUCAUUGAAUUUUUUUAAUACCAUAUGUCAAGUAGUGAUCACUAAUUGUUAUUUUUUAAUCUCUCUCUGAAACAAUAUUUUGUUUCCUAUUGGUAUAGAAAUGGUCAAUUAAUUAAUGACUUCGAAAAAAUAGUUUCUCUUGUACGUUUGUCUGUUGAUUGUUUGUAUUGAUACAAGGUGGUUACAUAGUCGAAGUUGAGUUUUUUUUACAAUGUCUGAAAAAAAAGCUCUGGUAGAUGAGAUAAUGCUUUUGAAGGAUGUUAUGCACAACCAGAGGUCAUCAGAUUAUCACUUAGACGAAAGAGUCUUUGGCUUGAUUACAGCAAUGCAAGGAAAAGCAGUUAUCACGCUCAUCCCAUUAAAAUCACAUUUUGUGUUGAACAAGCCAUUGAUGAUGGUGGCCCGAGGCAAGAGUUUUUUUCAGGUAUGAGAAUAUUCCAUUUUAAGGAUUCAUAUUAAUAGGUUUUCCCUGGAAAUAUGACUGACUAUCCAUUUAAUUUGUAUACCCUUGACUUUUCAUGUACUAAUUACAAAAUCAAUGCUAUUAUACUCAUGUGCAUACAAACCAAUUAACCCAUUGAGUGGCAGCAUCGCCCCGACCUAAAAUUGCCUAGUAUUAGACAGAGUAAAAUAAUAAAGUAGGGCGCAUCUGGGCAGAUUGCCACUUACAGGGUUAACAUAAAAGAUGGCUACUGCAUAGCAGGAUAACCAAUGCAGAUGUUAAUAGCCAGAGACAGACCAGGUUUAAUCAUUUUAUUCUGCCUAAUGCUAGACAGUUCAAUUUUUUUGCCUACCUGGCAUGAGUAUACUGAGAGUAAAAUGUAUGUCAAAAACUGGUGAAUGUAGCAUUUGGGGUCAGAGUCUGAAAUUUGCAGUAGCUAUUAAGGGUCUGAAAUUUGCAGUAUCCCAAUAUUCACGGGAUGCUAAAAUUUGGUUUUGGAUUACAGACUGUGAAUGACUUAUAUCCCAACUGGAUACUAAGAAAAUUUCAAACAUUGAUAGCUUUUGAAUACUGUCUAUGAGUUUGCCACCAAAGCCUUUCCUCAUAUAAUGUGCAUUAAUUAAUGAAUUGUCUAGUUGUUGGCGACUUGACUGUUGAAUCACCUGUUGUUAUUAUUGUAAUUUGUAACAGCGAGAGUUAUUGGAUGGGACAGGGUAUAAUACUUAUGGUAACCAGUAUCCAGAAGUGCGAUACUGCAUUCUCAGGGGGGUACUAAACUUUGAAUCCUGGUAUCCAAGUUGGAUACUGAAAAGAUAUAUAUUUAAAUUUCAGACCCUGCUAUAUCUCAAUAUCACACAGGAUACCAAAAAUUUGGUUUUUGGAUACCAAACUGUGAAUAAAUUGUAUCCCGACUGGACACUAAGAAAAUAUCAAACAUUAAGAAAAUGUUAAAUUAAUCACCUUUGUUGGGCUCCUGAUAGCUUUAAUUUGAAAACUGUCAGUUUGCCACUAGUCUUUCCUCUAGAUAUAAAAGAUAUAGUCUAUGGUACUGGUAACUAGUAUCUAGAAUUGGGGUACUGGAUUCUCAGGGGAUAGUAAACUUUGAAUCUGGUAUCCCAGUUGGAUACUGAGAAAAGUAUAAACUUCAGACCCUGUUUGGGGUGUUACAAUACAUAAGUGCUAUUAUUUUUAGAACAACAUACAGUAGCUACUGUAACAUCAACAUAUGAUAUAUAUUACGUUUACACAGUUAUGUUGGAGUACUGCAGAUCAAGGCUUUUCUCGGAAGGAAUUCCCAUAAAUUCAGUAAUGGCCUUAGCAAAUGAAGAUUUUAGAGUGCCAGGAGAAUUGAUGGCAAUGUCGAUUGUGCAAGGUGGACCAGGGCCUUAUCUUUUUUCUUCUGUGAUAUACAACAUCAUAAACAAGGACCUUGCAAUUGAGGACUGUAAGAGUAGUUUUAUAAAGGACACAUGCCAAAAGGUUUGUCAAAAACUAAACACUUUCACUUUAAAGGUACUGUAGUGUACCGUCUGUAUGUAAAUUAACAUGCUUACAUUUCGGUAUUCAAAAUAUUGAACUUUAUUCAACAACUAUUUAUAUUUUCAUGCUUCUACAGUAUAGUAAAAAUCAAGCUACAACAAUCAGGCUUUGCAAGAACAUAAAAUGAAAUAAAAACCUAAUUAAUUUAAAGUGUUUAUAUCACGGCAGGAGACUCCUAUGUGCGCAUGCGCAGACCGGACUGUACCCUAUAUUUAACCCCAUUAAGUUGGCAUGGCUAUUCCUUAGUAAGAGGAACAAAAUCAUCUGGGACUAAGUGCAUUGCCACUUAAGGAGUUAACCCAUUUAAGCUGCAGAACAUCCCCACUGACGAGUAAAAUUGUCUGGCGUUAGACAAUGAUCCAGUUAUUGAUUAACCCAUUGAGCCGCAAUGCACCCCAGCUAGUGCACCCUACUUUCUUACUACUUACGGGGGAAGCUCUGCAGUUUCAUGGGUUAAUAAACUUAUUGACUUUACCAAUCUUAGCAAUCUAUUCUGACAAUAAUACAUUGAGCGGCAGAGCCCCCCCCCCCCCUUACAAGGAAAAUUGCCUGGGCAUUAAGGCGGUUAUCCAGUCCUCGCACGAAGCUCCUUGCAGCUCGCUGCGAGUGCUUGCAUCUAAUAAAAAUUAACUGUUUAGCAUUGUGAUUGGAUGAAUGUGCUCAUGCAUGCACUCGCAGUGAGGAGCUUCAUGCAAGGGAUGGAAAUCCGCCUUUCGGCAAGUGAAAAAGGUAGGGUGCACUGGAGCUUGCACAUUGCCACUUAAUAGCUAAGUUUACUGUUAUUUGAUUUCCGUUUAAUGAAGUUAAUCGAUGCCAGUGAUAAUGAAAUUAAGGGAAUCCUAAUGGAUGACAAAGUCCUUGACAUUCUUGAAACAGUUGGAUAUAAUGGUGUACCUUCUCGAGAAAACAAAGACUCUGUAAAGAAAAUCAUUGAGUAUGUAUUAAAAAUUAAUAUGGCCACGUUAUAUUUAGCUCCGUUGAAAUCUACAUUAUUAAUACUUUUAAUAACUUCUUUGGAAUCGUGGUACGGUUUAAAAUACCCUAGAUCUAUCACAGAACCUUUCAGGGAUGUCGAAACUACAAAUUCAACGGCGCAUCAGCAACUAUUCUUGCCUUUUUCAAAUUCUUUAAUGACAGCGAAGCGAAUGUCGAAUAAAUCGAAGCUUCGAUGCAGACAGUUCAGAUGGCAUAAACAUGGCUAUAUUAGCCUAGCUGUACCCGACUCGGAACCUGUUAUCAAUAUAACCAUAUACAUGGACAUUUCGCUUAAUCCUGGCCCAGAAACUGGGAAUGACACAGUAUGUAAUUUAAGUUUGAACGGAAGAAAGACGGCAUCUUGUAUUCAACCGCAGCAUGCUGUUGGUAGCCGCUUAUCUUUCUCUCCGGACAUGUCGACGAGCUUACGCCGUAACUUGGAGUGUCGUACACACAUGGCUUGCUCCCAAUUCCUGACAGACCUCGAGAAUUCAGGCUUAUUGCAUUGUUAUGGGAAGGCUGGGAGACAACAAGAAAAUAUACUAUCUGAUUAUAAAAAGAACAACAUUGAGACCCUCGUCACGCAUCGACCACCAUGCAAAUCUGCAUAUGCACAGAAUAGAACAGUAAAUGAAAACAACAUAAUAAACAUAACACUGCUCCCUGAUACUCACGCUGCAGAUAUUAACAACAAUAGGAUCGGUGAACUGUUUACACUAUGUGUACUUAAUGCACAGUCACUUAACAACAAGGCUGCUCAAUUUAUCGACUAUGUUGUUGAUUGCAAAGCAGAUAUUGUAUCACUCACUGAAACUUGGUUUACAAACACUGAGUCGGCUACUAGAGUAUUGUGCACGCCAAAUGGAUACAAUCUCCUCGACCACCCCCGCUCUAAUCGUGUAGGUGGUGGGACAGGAAUUUUAUUUAAGGAGAAUAUUACUGUCAAAAAACUGGCUGCUGGCGAACUUCGUUCCUUUGAAUACUCUGAAUGGAGCGUUGUUAAUGGAUCUCGCCGCCUACAUUUAAUAAUUGUGUAUCGACCACCGUACUCAGACGCUCAUCCGGUGACUACAAGUGUAUUUUUCUCCGAGUUUACCAACUUCUUGGAAUCAAUUACCUUUGUCCAACGACCCUCUCCUAAUAACGGGUGA
Messenger RNA from Paramuricea clavata, 6988 nucleotides. The record is from the annotation of a GenBank genome assembly. Lineage: Eukaryota; Metazoa; Cnidaria; Anthozoa; Malacalcyonacea; Plexauridae.